Molecule: messenger RNA, 917 nt
Organism: Brassica napus (rape)
Lineage: Eukaryota; Viridiplantae; Streptophyta; Magnoliopsida; Brassicales; Brassicaceae
Product: glycolipid transfer protein 1-like
Exons: 7
Coding region: 161-769 (202 amino acids)
Biological process (GO): intermembrane lipid transfer; ceramide transport
Cellular component (GO): cytosol; membrane; cytoplasm
Molecular function (GO): ceramide 1-phosphate transfer activity; ceramide 1-phosphate binding
Source: RefSeq, a predicted model, not a curated record
GGAUAUUAUCAGAAACUUCAUUAAGGUUUGGGGUAUAACAGAAUCAUUUGAAAUUUAUUUAACUCCAUAGAGCGAAGAAGAAGAAACCUCGUUGACUCUAGCAGAAUCUGAUCCCACUUUUCUUUGAUUCUCAGACCAAAAGUUCAGUCAAGAGUUGGAAAUGGAAGGGACUGUGUUCACGCCUUGUUUGGAAGGAAUGAAGCAUGUCAAAUCUGAACAAGGCGAGAUGCUUACUAUGCCUUUUCUUGACCUCUGCAAGACCCUCUUCCCUGUUUUAGAUAAGUUUGGAGCUGCUAUGACUAUCGUGAAAUCUGACAUUAGUGGCAACAUAACGAGGUUGGAGAAGAACUACUUGUCUGAUCCAGAAAAGUACAAGUACUUGUACACCAUUGUUCAAGGUGAAAUUGAGUCAGGGACAGCAAAAGGAUCGUCUAGUUGUACCAAUGGUCUUCUCUGGUUAACCAGGGCAAUGGAUUUCUUAGUGGAGUUAUGCCGCAACUUGGUAGCACAUCAAGACUGGUCAAUGUCACAAGCUUGUGGUGACUCGUACCAAAAAACACUGAAGAAAUGGCACGGAUGGUUCGCUAGCUCUACCUCUUCUAUGGGUUUAAAGCUUGCUCCAGACAGGAAGAAGUUCAUGGAGGUUACAGCUGGUUCUGGUGACAUCAAUGCUGACAUGGAAAGGUUUUGCUCAGAGUUUGGUCCGUUCCUUCAAGAAAAUCACAAAUUUCUGGCUAGUGUUGGUAUGGAUGACAUGAAAGCUGCUUAAGCCACCAUAUGUGUACUGCCUGUCUGGUUUAACUUUUCUUCUUUGGAUUCUAAAACUUGUAGACCCUCCAAAAGAAACAGAAUAGUAUGUCCAUUUCUAUCUGAAUGUUGUUCACUUUAUACUAUAAAGUUUAUAGCUUACGAAUUAA